AUGCAGUUUGAUGAACUCUUAAGUCGAAUUCAAUCGAAUGAAGUUAAAAGAAUGCAUUAUGAAAUCGAAGAACCACUAUCAAUCACCACUUUUAACACUAAUAAUGAAGAUAAAUCAUCCACUGAACUCAAUGGCUAUUUCGUUCAUGCACAAUUACUCAUCGAUGUUGUUCUUCGUAUGAAAGCAUCUUCAACAGACAAAAACGAGUUGAUUGCUUUCUGCAAAGACGAAUAUAAGAAUAAUACGACUGCAUUGACUAUUAUUGCCGAGUUCGAACGAGAUUAUGUACCUGAGAAAGCUGUAUGGUGGUACACAAGAGAAUCCUUUCUUUAUCGAGUAUUAAAUAAAGCACUUCGUAUGCAGAACAUUGAUUUAAUAUUUCGUUUUCGGUUCUUCCUUCGUGAUCUUCUACAACAGCUUAAACAACAUCAAUUGCUGUUACCAAUUCGUGUCUAUCGUGCUCAAUUAAUAUCGUUAGGAGAAUUAGAAAUGAUGAAACAAUCAAUCGGACAUUACCUUUCGAUGAGCUCAUUUCUUUCUACUAGUGUCGAUCGUCAAUUAGCAAUGUUUCUUCUCGGCGAUUCCGACGUAUCAAACGAUUUACUAAGGGUUCUGUUCGAAAUUGACCUUGAUCCUCAAGUCGUUAUAACAAAACCGUUUGCUGAUAUUACUUUCCUCAGUUAUUUCGGUGAAGAAAAAGAAGUGCUAAUUAUGCUAGGCGCUAUUUUUCGUCUGGAGAAGAUUUAUAUGGAUGAAAAUCAAAUUUGGAUUAUUCGAAUGACUUUGUCCAGUGAAAAUGAUCAAGAUUUUAAGAUUUUGUUUGAGUAUAUGAAGAAACAAUACCAAGAUGGAGAAACAGGUCUUCUAUCAUUUGGUGAUUCUCUGUGGAGAAUGGGAAAAUUUGAUGAUGCCGAAAAAUACUAUCGUCAAAUGCUUUUAGAAUUGCCUCAUGGUCAUCAAGAUAUCGCUAUUUGCUAUUACGCACUUGGUUUGGUGGCAUCAGCCAAAGGUGACUUUGACUUGAGCCUUGAAUGGCAUUAUAAAUCUGUGGAGAUGAUAAUACGAACAUUGGGACCAAAUAAUCCUAGUCUUGCUAAUAGCUACAAUAGUAUUGGUGUUGUUUAUAGGCAGAAAGGUAAUAACCAACAGGCACUGGAAUCCUAUAAUAAAGCACUGACUAUUUAUCAACGAAUAUAUGGCGAAGAUCAUCCACGUGUAGCUGCAUGUUUCAAUAAUAUGGCUAAUAUCUAUAAUGAAGUAAAAGACUUUUCAGAGGCACUCAGAUGUCAUCAAAUGGCAUUACACAUAUUUGAGCAGCAUCGUCCUAUCGAUCAUCCGGACCUGGGCAUAGCGCACAAUAGUAUUGGAAGUGUGUAUGGUUCCCUUGGUGAAUAUGAUCUUGCCUUGGAACAUUUUCAUUUAUCAUUGAAAAUCUAUCAAAAGUCUCUACCACCUGAGCAUCCUCAUAUUGCCAUGACGUUAGAAAAUAUCGGCCUUGCUUAUGAAGAUAAUAAUGAAUUAGAACAAGCACUAGAAUUUUAUACAAAAGCAGCAACGAUCUUUCGCCAUUCCUUACCUCCUACACAUCCUCGUGUUGUCGAAAUUGAACGAGACAUCCAGCGUAUUUUAUCUGAUAUCAAUUAA
Molecule: messenger RNA, 1644 nt
Organism: Rotaria sp. Silwood1
Lineage: Eukaryota; Metazoa; Rotifera; Eurotatoria; Philodinida; Philodinidae
Source: the annotation of a GenBank genome assembly